Phytophthora sojae is the source of this 14103-nucleotide messenger RNA. RefSeq lists its product as hypothetical. The record is from RefSeq and is a predicted model, not a curated record. The transcript has 7 exons. Gene Ontology annotation, cellular component: extrinsic component of membrane. Lineage: Eukaryota; Oomycota; Peronosporomycetes; Peronosporales; Peronosporaceae. Gene Ontology annotation, biological process: protein retention in Golgi apparatus; intracellular signal transduction; protein targeting to vacuole. The coding region runs from base 1 to 14103 and encodes 4700 amino acids.
AUGCUGCAGCACGCGGUGGCGCUGCUGCUGCAGCGGCUGCUGGGCAAGUUCGUGACCUUCGACUCGAGCAUGCUCAAGCUGAGUCUGUGGCAGGGCGACCUGUCGUUCCAGGACCUGCAGCUGCGCCUGUCGUACGGCGAGGGCGCCAUCGGCCACCUGAGCGUCAAGAUCCCGUGGCGCGCGCUCUGGACGCAGCCCGUGCAGAUCAAGGCGCAGGGCAUCCGCGUCUCGCUGCACCGCACGCCGUCGGAGGAGCACGCGCAGACGGCGCCCAGCGCGCAGGAGCUAAGCGAGGCCGUGGACACGAGCAUCGACGGCAGCAACGGAGACGAUCGGACGUAUCUGUCGCGGCUGGUGUCGCACAUCAUCGCCAACGUGCAGAUCGAGCUGUCGGACGUGCAGAUUCGCUACGACUGCGACCCGAGCUCGCUGGCGCCGCAACCGGGCAGUGGGACGUUGGAGAUUGGACACGUCAGCUUGAUCAACACGAAUGCAGACUGGGAGCUCGAAUUCACGCCGCAGUCGAGCUCAGCGAUGGAGUCGAGGAAGGUUGGUGGUUGGUUGCUGCGGAUGAUGGGUGUACUGCUGAAAACGGAAGGUGUUGCAGCUUACGUUGAGUACCCGGAAAAACAGAAUGACGUAGGGCCGGAUGACGAGCUGGCCUCGCCCAAGAUGCACCGAAAGUAUUUAUUCCAUGAGUGGCGAAGCACAGUCAAGGCAAGUUUGUUUUACCACAGUGUCAAUGCAGCGUUCCCGGAUGUCGAGCUGGAUGUGGAUAUUGGCUGCGAGCCUGGAAGUGUUACUGAGCAAUGCGAAAUUUGCGCUGCACACAAUUGCAGCAGCAACGAAAAAUUUGUGCUGCCAACCAACCGGCCGAGAGUGCACUUCGGGCCUGAGCAUAUCGACGUUCUGUACGCCAUUCUAAUUGAGGUAAAUGCGCCGUACGACGAGUACGAUCGCCUGGCGGUGUUGACACAGCAGCAGACAUCUCGGCCGGAUGGAUUUUUGAUGGUGCUCUCGUAUGCAAAGCAAUGGUUGUUGACGGAUUGUCUCGAUGCGGUGGUGGGCGAUACUUUUACGCUAGCAGCAGAAAGUGAUGAUGACGACGACGAUGAGUUCGAAGAUGCCAUCACCCCACCAAGUCUUUCUGUCCGCACAGAAUUGCGGCAUGGAGCGGGGAUCUUCUUUUCUGCCAGAGAGGCUGUUGCGACCGAAGAAGAAAUGCUAAAGGGGACACAGUGGGUAUGGAUUCUUGGGAAGACGGUUGGAGAUGUGAAGCAAUCGUGCGUGGAAGACGAGAUUCAGCUCAGCAUCCAGUCACUUCGCAUGUACGAGGUUUCGGCACGCAGCGAAAGCUACAGCAUUAUUGAUCACCCUACUGAAGACUCCAGCUCGGGAACUCCGAUCAUUCAAGCAUCUUGUGUCGUCCCUGCCUACCAGAGCCGUAUCGUUGGGCACCAACCGGCGCUUGACGUCCAAUUCGGUAGCAUCAUGAUGUUCAUCAAGGACGAGACCUUGGUUAUGUGGAUGACUCUCUUUGCGCCCGUAUAUCUAUGGUGGAAUCAAUGGAAUUUGUCGCACCCGAGCAAAUUAGUUUCCUAUAGCGAAGCGCAAAUUGCACCGAUCGCGCACCUAGGGAUCAAGAUGGAGAAAAUCUGCUUCGUGUUCGCACUUCACGAUCAAUUUUGCUUCGGUGCUGAGCUAAAGGACCUAACAGUCAAAACGUCAGAUCCUGAUCGCGAGCAUGUGAGGAGUGACUUUCGAACAAGCGUGCGACUGUUCUCUGUAAACGAGAGCCUCGCAUUGUUGCAAGCUCAAAUGAGCAUGAGCGACGUGCAAGGCGUCCACGAAAUUGUUGCUGUAAACCAGCUCUCGCUCACGAAAACAAGUCACUCGAGAACGGAGUGGUCCAUGGAUUGUUAUUCCUGCAAGCACUGCAGUUUGGGAAGCCAUGGGGCACUUUCUUACGAACAGCAUGAACUAGAUCCGGAAAAGGAGACGGCAAUGUACAACUAUGAAGCGCAGCUAUCCACAAUUCGUAUUGAUUGGAACGUGGUGGAGCUCGAAGCUCUAUGCUGGGUGAUCGGCAAGUGGAGCUUCUUUCUCCCGGAAAAAUCAGUAAAUGGGCCACCGCGUGACCUUCAUCCAGCGAAAGGAAGUGCAAGUGUGAAUGUGGUUUGUCAACAAAGAGUUUCCAUUCAGAUCCCAGAAUUGCAACUAUGCGUUGCUGACGAUCGACCUGGACAAUCUUCCAAGUUCAUGCUAUUCGUGACGGACGUUCAGUGGUCUUCACGCGUUUGCACGACGAUUUUUUCUCAGAAGAUUACCGUAGCGUCAGUUUUGCUCCAAGAAGGCGAAAGUGUUAUUGCACGAAUUGCGGGAAGCGCAGGCCUGCGGACGCCUGCUCUCAGCGCGACGUAUCAAACGAGCCGGUUUUACUCUUGCGAUGCCCACACAGCACCAGGGAAUAGCGAGCCUUCAGUGUUCCAGUUUGAUCGACAAGUCAUUCGUGCCGUUGUCUCUCUUGAGCACAUUUGUGGAGAAAUAUUCCUUCCGAAUGUAGAGACAGUAUUGGCGUGGGCAGGCGGAUGUCAUGAUAGGUAUUUGCUGGGAUUUAUUUUGUCAACCAGCUCAGGAUACGAGUUCGACGAUUUCAGACGCAACUUGUCGAAGUUGGGAUCCCAAUCUUCGUCGACAUUACUGGAGGAUUCCUCCUGCUUCGAUGACGAGAUCAUCGUUAGUGUGUCCGUCGCGCAUGGUUUACAGCUUGGCAUCAGGCAUCGGGAUCAAACUGCAGACCCCUCCACCGAAAGUUUGGCGUCUAUCGUGACUAUUUUUCGCUUGGAGGUUUCUAGCAUGUCACUGCAAGCUUGUGGAUCUGGAGCUGCUGGUUUCGAUAGCGGGUUUGAGCUCAAGGGCAGUAUUCGGAAUUUGCAGUUGACUGAUUUAACUUCUCCAAGUGGACCGCUACCAGCAGGUGCAGCAGUGCCGAAUCGACAAUCGAUUGGCUCACCCUCCGAUAUGCUUGAUGGGGUUGCUGACGUCGUGUCUUUCGGUGUGAAAAAUGUUGUCGACUUUGUGAUCAACUCUACUGAGAGCGGUAGCUCUGCUGACACAAAUGGUGCUGGAGGAGGUAUUCUGGUUCGUGUGCGAUUGGAUUCAGUUUGUGUCGUGUACCUCCACCGAGUGUUCAAGCAGUUCCACCACUAUAUGCUUGACCACGUUUCCAAAAUUCUAGUCAAUCCGUUUGAAGAGAAUCUGAGCGGUGAAAUGGCAUCUGCGGUAUUUAAAAAUUUCGUGGCUAAUACUGCAGCCCUCCCCGUGUCAGUAGAUGAGCUGCUGCGGAUGUAUUUCAAUGCUGUGGUGACCGAGGUAAACGAGCGCGCCGGGGCAAUGGGGAUAGCUAAAACUCAGCUGGGAGACGUUCGUUUUGAAGUUGUCGGAAAUGAUUUAGCAUUUGCGUUGCCGCGCAGCUCAUUAUCGAGAGAUAGCAUCAUUCUUCGCUCGACAAACGCCCGCUUUUGGAGCAGUGGAAUCGAUCCCUCUACGUCCGAUUUCUUGCAGAACGGCACCUUUGUCGACGAAGCACGAUUAUCCCAUGGCUCAGUUUUGGCGGGUGCAGCGAAAGCGCAGCUUUCACGGCGGACGGAGUUACGCAAUUUGAGGCGUCAAAUCAAGAACCAGCGCUCACGAAUCUUGAGCAAUCGCAGCCAACUAUUUAUUGAUCUUCGGAGCGCCACGCAGCAGGCACAAAACUACCUGCACGAGGGCUUCCAAGCAUUGCCGGCAGCAGAAGAUGCGGUGAAGAUUAUCCACAACAAGAUCGUCCACUUGGAUCAGCAGUUAGAGCAGCUGGCACAGUACCUUCUCAAAGUUGAUGGCGCACUUGAUGAAGCAAAAGCUGAAGGAGAAGCUCUGAACAGCGGAGGGCGUGAUAGUCUACAUUUCUUGGCAGGAACACCGACCAAUGGCUCGCGAGGACGAUCAGACUCGAUGGAGUUAAUCAGUCACGAAGUUGCUGGUAUGUCUCAACACUUAAUGGCGCCACUGUUCGUGGCUGAGGAUGCUGAAUUUCAUGAUGCUCGUGUUGCGUCGGAUUCCAACAUGAUGGUUCGGGAGCACGGAGAUGCAGACAUGUCGACAUCGUCGGUGGGUCUUUUUGAGUUUGAGCUGGUUGAUCUAAGUGGCACUACACGCGACUCAGCAUCGCCACUGUUCCAUCAUUCGUUGCUUACUGGACGCAUUGACUCGGAGCCUGAGAGCUUGUCGGAGGCAAAGUUGAGCUCGUUCUUUGGAGUCAGUUUGUCGCUAAAUGAGCUGAGCGUAGGAACUGGACCAGAGCAGUAUACGACUUUUCUGGGGAUGAUCUAUGAGAACUUCCGGGAAGUCUCGUGCGUCGUCUCGGAAGACACGUAUCCUUUGUGCCCUAAAUGCGGAGGCCUCCAUUAUGACAACGAGUACUGCAAGGCUAUAUGGAUGAAGAUCCCAGUGAAGGUUGCUGAUGCUGCACUUCGCAUUUCGAACAAAGACCAUCCCGUGGCGGACAUGUUUUGGGAGCAGCUCGAGUUGAUAUUUACUUUGCGGACAGAUGAUUCGCUGGAAAUUAACGCGUCCGCGCUCUCUUUUACAACGGUCGAUAUCCGGCCGACGCGGUGUCAGACGGCCUCUGAAAUUGUACGCCCGCUACCUGGAGACGGUCUUCAAUUCGAGUACAAUCAAAAGAUGAACUGGACCGAUACUGUUUACGACCUGAAAGUGAGAAACACCAACUUGCUCGGAGUAUAUCCGGCUUUCCAUGAUGUGGUUGCCUUCUUUGUGGAGCCAAUUUUCGCGGAGGGUGAGUUCUUGGACUUUGGUGUUGGGUAUAUGUCGCCACCUCCACCAGACUGGCAGAAGGUGGACUUCUUCGUGACUACAACUGGGUGUUUGUUCUCUUUACUGGAGGACUUUGAAACGACUGAUGCCCGAGCGCUAGUCAUGCUGACUGAUAUUGUGGCUGCGUACUCCACACAUCAGGAAUGUGAAGGUACGGCGGAUAUGAGUAAGUGUCACUUGGAGUUCGAUCAGCACGGUGUUUACUUUUCGCAGCUCCCAGACCUUCAGAUUGAUGCCUCGUUUCCGCUGUCAAACUCGUUCCUUCUGGUGUUUGAUCAUUUUGUCGAAGGGUCAACUUCGCUGUCGCGUCGCAAUUCGUUCGUGCUUGCCCCUGUUGAAACCCGAUUUUCUGUUCAGGAUGCAAAUUUAUUUAUUGACAUUGCGAACAACUAUCUGCGAUGGAUCCCGACAGCAACACCCGCGGUUCCAGCAAAAAGUGAAAAUGGGUCAAACGGAGCUCCUAGCUCUGCUACGCCCACGCCGACUUACGUGGCUGACAAACUUCUUGGCGAUGUCGGCGAACUACGUUUAGUUCUCGUGAACAACAGCUUGGGUAUUCCAAUUGCUGAUUUUCACAUGCGUGAGAUUGUAUGCGAGUACAUAAAGGACGAAGACUACUCGACGACUAUGGGCGCGACGCUGCUGUUCAACUAUUUCAACAACAGCAUUUACCGAUGGGAGCCGCUGGUGGAGCCUUUUGUCGUCCAGAUGCGGAUUCACCGUGCCUUGGAGGAGAACAGUCUCGUGGAAGUCUUUGCGAACCUGCCGAACACUGUCAAUUUCAACAUGACGCCCGCCAUGGCCCCUUUGCUGUCCUCAGAUGCGCUGCGGCAAGCAGACUUCGUCACCUCGGGAUCCAAAUCCACAGCACCUUUCUGGGUUGAGAACAAAACUGGUCUCGAUCUGAAGUUUAGCUUUCGCCGCGGCACCGGGACUGUUAUUCAGCAAGUUGUAGCAGACAAUGGGAAGGUGUCCGUUGAUUGUCGAGAGCAGGGGGAUAUGCUGACUUUUGACAGCGCCUCAGCUGACCGCUUCUUGCGAGAAACUGAUCGGCAAGCUCUCACCGUAAAUCACACGCUUUCGGUUUGGUUAAACGACAGCAAAUGGGUGAGCGCAAACCCUGUUGUUGUGGAUAUGGUUGGGCAUGUGGCUGUCCCUCUUCGGGAAUCGUUGACGGUUCCAGCUAAUGCAGACACGGAUGACUUUGAAAAUGCUGGCGAGGAGGAUAUCACCCCGCCGACAUUGGUGGCAGAGAUCAGUAUCCAAGCUGACGGAAGCAAGUUAAUUAGCCUGCAUUCUCAGGUGGUGCUGCAAAACCGAACGUCUGUUCCGCUGAUGGUUUGGGCGUUUUCUCCUCGUGAUGGUGGCUGCAUUCAAGAGUGGAUUAUUGAUCGUGAGCAGGUCUGCCAUAUUCCGCUUCAACUUGUGCAUCCUCAAAGCAAGAUCAGUAUCAGGCCUUCUCCUUACGUGCAGUACGCGCCACUGACUACCAGCCUGGAAGAACUCGGUGACGAAGUACGCGCGGCGAAAUCGGUUAAUACGAAACGCUUUGUGCGAGCUGGUAACUGUAUCUGCAACUUCGAGACAUUUGCCACGAUGGAGGAGCUACAGAGUGCCGCAAAGUCGUUGGAGAUGGUCUCAUCGUCAUCAAUGUCGUCGGCGAUACCGCUGUCGGGUUACGUUGUUCGCGAUUUACCUACUUGGAAAUGCACGUAUGAGGUGGAGGCGUACUAUUUAAUGCGUGCAACGUUUUCAAGUACGGAGGAGUCUCCGCUGGUGGAGGAAGCAAAGGCCGAUUUAGCUCAAAUCGAGGAAGAUGAAGAAGGGGAGAAAGUGGAGGACGACUUCCUUAAUGUAUUCGGCGAGCCAACUCAGCGGCAACGCAUGAACCCACUGCGCGAUGUGAACUAUGAGCUGGACGAGGCGAGAGCUGCGAGUCAGCGGCGAGGAUUGUAUGAAGCGACCAACUCGAGCCUUUACUAUCUCUCCGUUUCUCCAUUCCUUACGCUUCACAAUCGCUUGGCGACGGCAAUGGCGUAUCGUCUGCUCAAUGGAUCUCUUCAGCUGAUUGCGGAAGGCAUUUUGGCCGUAGGAAACGUGCUACCGCUAUUUCAAGUCGAUACGUCGGAGCUGCUGUAUGUAACCUUCCGGUUGGAGAAUUACAGCUGGAGUGCUCCGAAGCUCAUCAUCAACCCAAAGAUGUCAGCGUACACGGUGCCUUACAAAGAGAACAUUGAACCGGUGCAACUACUUGGUCGCGCUUUCGACCGUGACAUUGCUGGCGAACAAGGCAGCGUGCCGAAUCUUCAACUGCAGGUGAAGCUAUCAGGACGAGACGUCGUUGUAUUCUGUUCGAUCUGGAUCGUCAAUCAUACGGAUCUGGACCUGGAGUAUUGCAACUCAACAAGCUCAUCAUCCAAGAGGCUUGAAAGCGUACUCAGGUACGUGCACCGACACCCAUCCUCAGCUGAAGAGCAGAGUGAGAUCUUCUCUUCUCGCUCACUUUCGUUUCACGAUGAGAGCGGUAGAGAGGCUUCGCUGACUCGUCUUCAAAAGGUGAAGCCUUCUGCCAACCCAGUUGCUCUGAUCGUCGUCAUUCGGGAAGCAAGAGAACUUUACAAUGCCCAGUACUUUGGAGCCCAGAGUCCAUACGUUCGAGCGUCCUUGUACGUGCUGAAGAACCCGAAAGACAGAUACCUGGAGAAGCCUGAAAUGGUUGCUAUUUGCUCUGCUACGACAAAGCCAAGCCCGUCUGGUGGACUGACUCCGAAGUGGGAUGGCCGUCUUCAAAACACUCUGCUGCUUCGUUUCCCGCCUGAAGUGAGGACUUUGGAUUUGGCUCGCGUUAUCAUCGAGGUGCGGAAUAUUCGCUAUGGACUCGAUACUUGCCUCGGAGUCACAGCGGUAAAAGUGGAUAGCGUCUUGAAGGACCGCAAGCGCGCUGCAGCUUUCAAUUGGUACAAGCUGCUCAAACGGAAGUCGUCGCGUGAACGGAAGGCAUCCAAGAACAACCUUGCGAGCACACACCGAGGAGACAUCAGCAUAUCUUUCUCUGUUGGCACAUCUCAAAAACUGCCGUCGGAUAUGGAUGCAGCAGAGAUUGUUGAGGAGGUUGCCGAGGAUCAAAAUUCACCUUCGUUUCACGACGAGGAGGAAAUGCCUACAUUUCUGGCGAGGCAAGAGAGCGACGACUUUGAGCUCGACGACAUGGAGGCUUCUACCGUGCUGACAGGGCAACAUACACCUGGACCUCUUCCAUCUGCCAGCGCUGCAAGAUCGAUGCAUCGACUUCAGACACCAUCAAAUAAUGACAUGGGACUGAUUGGAGUCCCUGCCUCCAUGCGCGCGCGUCAAGCGUACGCACUUUCUGGUGAGGUCGAGUCCACGCGUGGCCAAGAAUUGCUGUCAUAUGACCCAACAUCUACGAGAGCAAUGGGUGCUACGCUAGCGAACGGGUCUCCGACGAAGCCAGCACAUAAGGGGAAGCCACAUGGUGUGCAAGUGUACCUUCCUCACAACCGCUUCGCCUGUGUCGUGGUCGAAGUAUACUCAGACUCGCUCAUGUCAGAGGUUUUUGACCUGGUCUGCAUGAAGUGCGGUUUUGUGGGUGUGUUGGACAUCGAAGACUUCGAUUUCUUCGAGCUGGCGCUACCUCGUUUCGUCUCCCUUAGAAGUGCUGGACGUCCAGAGGGUGAGCGGUGGUACGGUCAACCUAUCCCGAUGAACGAAACGGUGGAGAACAAGGGCCGUCGUCAUGGGCUCCACUUGUGCCAUAGGAUAACGAUGACAACGAUUCGUUUGUACGACGAAGCGAGCACAGCGAGUGCUCACCACGUCACACCGCGGUCGUUGGUGACGAGCUCCAAGCGCUCGAACCCUGCUCAAAUUCGCCCGAUGCCCUGGGGAGACGUGCUACCGUACAGUUCAGGUGGUAAACACUGGGACGUUCUUCGGAUCAAGUCGCGUUCAUCACCAUGGUCCGACGUUAUUCGUCUCAACCGCAACGCGAUGGGGAAUUCAGGAGUCGCUCAAGUCAUCAGCCUCACCAAUGAAAUCUUUGAUCAGGACGAAGACAGUGAUCUUCGGAAAGGAAGCCAAGAAAUUGGUUUGUGGUGUUGCUAUGGUAGCGGACGAUUUUCGGAGACAAUCAUGGCAACAGUUGUCCCUCGCUACAUUUUGAUCAACAAGACGGAAGAAACGAUCAAGUAUCGGCAGUGUGAUGCACCGCAGACCUUCCGACUGGCUGCCAACGAACUUGUGCCGUUCCAUUGGCCAAGCGCAUCAAGAGAGAAACUUCUGGAAGUUACCUUGCUUCACAAGUACAGCUGGAGUGGAAGCUUUCGAAUCAACUCGCUCGGAACGACGUACCUGAAAUUGCGAGACCGAACUGACUCCUCUCGCAUCUACAUUUUGCAAUGCCAGAUCGAGCUAGUGGGUGGGUCUGUUGCGUUGAUUUUCCGGGAAGAGUCGAAGCGUUUCCCUCCAUACAGAAUUGACAACAUGACAUCGUUUCGGAUUCGCUUCAAGCAGACAAACUGGGGCGAGGACAAGGACUUUGACCAGCUGCUUCCACGGUCUUCGUGCGCAUACUCGUGGGAUUAUUUGAACGGAUCUGAUGGUAAAUCAUCGUCUUCAUCGAAUCAAGACCCCGCCUUCCCGGGUGGCUCAAGCUCUUCGUCUCGUUCGCUUCAAGUGCGAUUUAUGCGGGUGACAUCGUCGACAUCAAAGACUGGUGAAGACUCCGAUAAGGAUGCUGUAGAGAUCCGUGAGUACAAUCUGGAUGAAAUGACGACGCAUAAGCGGAUUCAGCUUCAUCGCUCACUGCCGUCGGAACUUUUCCUCAAACCGGAGCAGAAGGGAUACUUGCUGAAGAAGGACAGCAUGCUCAAGUGGAAUCGGAAGUACUUCCGUUUGUACGAGCAUAUGCUGUACUACUUCGCGAACGAAACGGAUCAGGAGUUGCUUGGUGUAGUGGACUUGCGCGCUGGCUCUGAUGUGCCUGGUGUUGGAGGUGUUGCCAUCUUUGAGAAGGCAGCAGAAGCCCCAUCGAAGAGUGGGUUCAUCUCUUUGAACGGCCUUGUGUCGUCAAUCUCGGGAAGUCUCUUCGGUGGUGGCUCACGACAAAAAGACGGCGAUGACGAUGAUGAUGAUGGUGAUGACAGGUCGCGAGAACUCGUGCGUCUCGCAGUGUCUUUGACUACAUCAAGUGUGUUGUGUGAGGAAUCCGAGAAGUUUGUUAACGCACACGUGGAGAACGAGACAGCGGUGCAAAGCGGUAUUACGCGGAAGGGCUUCUACGUCAAUGGACAAGAUCUCGUGGAUUUCUUAGUGACGGAAAUGAGUACUCAGACGAAGGCGCAAGCAUUCACUACUGCGCAGGAGAUGAUGGAUCUUGGCGUACUGAAGCCUAUUCAGCUGUCGACUGAAACCAGUGGACGCAAACAAGCGCCGCUGAGAAGCUUCCAAUGCUCCAAGAUUGUGUGGUACAGUGUUGAUUCGAUCAAUCUUGCGGACGAUUCCGACGUGGACUCCGAGGAUAGUUCUACCAUGACUACGCCUCGGGACAGUAUCUCGGCGUCAACUCCUGGGAAAGCAAAACCAAUCGUCGCUGGAUCGAACCAGUUUUCGAUUAUCACGCCAACGAAGUGCUACGAUUUGAAGGCGAAAAAUCCUAAAAUCGCAAGGAUUUGGGUGAGGCGAUUGCGACUUGCUACGCAGGGCAUCCAAGCCGACGGUGCCGAUGAUCUCCCAGAGGAGACACCGAUGGGGGCUGGGGCUCUUUUGGCUCCCAAGACGGCGCGCUCCCAGCGAGACCUUCUCCCUCAGGUUCAAAAUGCCAAGACAUAUGUGCAUGUCCGCAUUCGCGCUGAUGGCCCUACCAAGGUGCUGGAAUUGUUUGAGGGUGGCGAGGAAGAUUUUGAUGAGAAGGAAAACAAGUACGAGUUGUCGAGCACGGCGUCGGCAUCGUCGGACUCUCCAACAGCCAGUGAGACUUCCACUAAUGCUUUCGAUUCUCUCACGUCCGGUAUGGCGCUACACCUUCGUUUGGACGGAAUCGGUAUAUCGUGUGUGAAUGAGCUCCCCAUGGAGCUUGUGUACAUCUACAUGGGUGGGAUCAGUCUCCACUAUUCGCGUGUGAACUCCAACAUGCGCAUGAACAUCACGCUGGAUGACCUGCAGAUUGACAAUCAGAGUGAAGAAGCAACGUUCACAAAGUUACUGUGUCCUCGAAUGGAAAGCGGUUCAGCGGCUGCAGCAACUCCCACACGGAAAAGAACUGUCGGCGACAUCGACGAAGAUCUGGCCGAAAUGGUUAACCAAGGGAGAGGAGCGACCGGCGAUGACGAACUGCAGGAAAUCACUGGGUUAAAUGCAAACCAGAACAUCUUCAGUUGCGCGGAUUGCAAAUAUCGCCAGGCGAAUGUGGCUACAAUGCAUUUCUGCUGCACGUGGUCCAACGAACAAGGCAAUACUGACUACUUCAAGCACUGCUCUUUCUGGUUGUAUCCAGUCAUCACGCAGCUGGACGAAGAGCUGUUGGUGUCAGCUCGAGCAUUCAUGGCGGCGAUGUCGCAGUCGUGGGGAGAGAACCGCUCUCAAAACCGUGGGGGUGAGAUUCGAAUGAAGAGUAUCCCGAUUGAGACAAUGACGGAGUCUCUAGGCGAGUACAGGGAAAACACUCUCAGUGAUGAACUGAAUCCGCUGAAGAGUUUGGAGUCGUACACUGAGACCUCGUCCUCCGAGACACGAAAAGUGUACUUCGCUUUGCUCCACAUUCACCCGAUGGACUUCGACAUUACGUUCCGCAGCGAUGUAUUCCAGACGAGCACGACGAUUAGUCUCCAUGAAGCGGCCAGCUUUAAGAAGAAAAUGGCCAGUGGCCAUGCAGAUGAAUUGAAGCGAUCAAGCUCAGCUCCGUCCACGUUCGGAGAAGCGAGCAGCGAUGACUCAACAUCUGCAAUGACCUGGGCGAUCCCCAGCCUGACGAUGCAUGUGCCCGAUCUGGAUAAUGCACCCGUGCGCCUGAAUGCUCUGAUGAUCGAGCACGCUUUCGGUACGAGUGGAGAUUUGACACGUCGAGUGUCGAAGUAUUACACUCGUCAGCUGUGGAAGCAACUACACAAGAUUCUAGGAUCGUUCGAUUUCCUGGGAAAUCCCGUGGGAUUCUUGGAUCACAUUGGUACAGGAGUACGCGAUUUCGUGUAUGAGCCUCUCGAAGGAUUGAAGAUCGGUGGUAAGGGCUUUAGCAAGGGUCUGGCCAAGGGCACAGCGAGUCUGAUGUCAAACACGGUGGAUGGCACGUUCGACGCGGCAAGCAAGAUCUCCGGCACGUUUGGACAAGGUUUCGCAAAUCUGAGCCUGGAUGAUCACUAUCAGCAGCACCGCGCUCGGGCUCGUCGUCGCCACGUCCGUGGUUUGCGCGAAGGACUGGUGCAAGGCUCGCGCGAAUUGAGCCUUGGUGUUUAUGAAGGCGUUGCAGGCCUGGUGUUGAACCCUAUGCGGGGUGCGCAGGAGAGCGGAGCAGUGGGUUUUGUGAGAGGUACCAUUACGGGUAUCAUCGGCCUACCGGUGAAGCCUGUCGCAGGCAUCUUCGACUUUGCAUCGCGCGCUACGCAAGGCGUGCGGAACAGGUCACUGCAAAAUGGACAGAAUAUGCGACGUGUUCGACGGCCGCGCGUGUUUGGGCGCUACAAUGAACUCAAAUGCUACAAGGAAGCUGACACUAUUGCUUAUGAAUUGCUAAAGAGGGUUGGAGGCGACCGGUUGUCUGGAGAGAAGAUCAUCUUUUACAACGAGAUCAUGCAGUCGGUGAGCGCUGCAGAUCUCACGCGCGAAGCUCGGGAUCGUCGUCGCAGUGGUAGUAUCGGGAAUGGGAAACCCAAGAGCAAUAGCGACUCUACCCGCGAACGCACCAACUCGCUGCGGCGAGCGCUGCAGGAGAACGACGAGCGUCGCCGCGCUGCUGGCGAACCUCCGAAUGCCAGUGCAGGUGAAACUGGUGGCCGCAAGUUGCGUUACGAAGUGGUGUUCUAUCAGAAGAAGCUGGGGAUGGAUCUGGAGACGGACUUUUACUGUGAGAACGUCACUAUCAAGGCUAUGGACGAGACCUCGCGGUCGAAGGUGAAGGUUCGUGGGCAGAUCGCUCCAGGACAGCAAGUGCUGCAAGAGGGGGAUUGUCUUAUUGGCGUUGGCGGCGUGGAUGUUCGUGGUAUUGGCUUUCACGAGACAUUAGCGCUCCUGCGAGGCACAACACGUCCAAUCACCGUUCAAUUCGAGAGUGCGGAAGAGCUGCUGCAGGAGUCGGCGGCACCGAAGUCUGGAGAUUCUGAUGGCGGGGCUGUGGUUGAGAUCGGAUCAACGAGUCGGGCACGAUUGCGUCGGUUGUCGCUGGCUGGCCCGGACGAUUUAGCGGACGAGUCGAUCAAGAAGGUGAAGGUGCAGCUGUCACACUGGCUGAUCGUGACGGAGCAGCGCGUGCUGUACAUCAACGUGGGAUCGUUCGCCAAGCCCGUGGUGGAGUGGAUGACGCCGUUGCGCUACAUCUACCGCGUGGAGUGGCUGAAGAGCGCAGCGAAGCUAUGUCUCCACCUCAGCGUCGGCGUCGACAGCUUGCCGAUGGGUCCGCGGAUGCGCCCGUCGCUCAAGGCCAUCGAUGGCCACGAGCGGGACAUGAACGUGUUCUUGGACGUCAUGUGGCACAGUUUCGGCUCGGCGACUGCCGAGGAGCAGGAGCUCUGGCCCUCGGACACGAGUCUCAACGGGUACCUGCUCAAGAAGGGUGGCUUCUCGACCGUGCGUCGGUGGUUCGUGCUGAGCCGCAACUGCCUCUACUACUUCUCGAGCCGCAAGCAGCUGCGCGGCAUCAUCCCCUUGGGCCACGUGCGACUCGAGACGGACGCCGGUGACUCGCGUUGUCUGCGUAUCACUAACGCCACGCGCUCGCAGCCGCUGGUGACGCUGCAGCUGGACAGCGGACAGGUCGUGGAGCGCGUGCAGAGCGAGGUGGUGCUGGUGGCCGCGUCCACGCAGGAGCUCGAGAUGUGGCAGUCGUCGCUGGCUCAUGCCGCUGGCAAGGGCAUGCGGCACUCGCGUGGCACGCGCUUCUUCGUGCCCACGGCCGCCUCCCGCCUCGAGAUCGGCACGCAGGAGACGCCCGACUUCGUGGUCAAGCCGCUGGCCGAGGCGCUCAAGAAGACGGUCGAGGUGUUCAACACCAAGUUGCCCUAG